AUGUUUGCAAGUACUACAAGAUGUGUGACGUUGAAGUGUCGCACCGUGAGAUAUAAGUCCUCAUUUGCGGUUGCGCUAGAGACUGCAAGUAAGCUUGUAUCGCCGAGACUAUUAUGGAACAAUCCUAUCUCUUUGGUAUCUAAUGAGAUGAACACACUAGCUAAGAACAUUAUGGCCUUAAUAGGUUCUGGCCACCCAACCCUUAAUCGUGUUACUAGUUACUAUUUCGAAACUGAAGGCAAGAAAGUAAGACCCUUGCUUGUUCUUCUUCUGUCUCGUGCUUUAUCAGAGAUACCACUUAAAGAAAGAGAUAAUAUACCAAUAGAUACCACAGAUGUCCCAGAAGAUCCAAUGUAUUCCAAGCUCUCAUCUAAUUCGUCCCUCUUUGAUGUCCCCGUUAAAAGUAUCUCUCCGUUACAUAUACUUCAUGGAAUUAAACCUUUGAAUCCAUUAACUAAAGGACCUGAACCGAUAACACAACCUGAAUUUGAUCAGGAAAGAGGAAUUUUACCUAAGCAAAGGAGAUUGGCAGAAAUUGUAGAAAUGAUUCACACGGCAUCUUUACUACACGAUGAUGUUAUAGACUACUCAGAUACUAGAAGAGGAAGACCUAGUGGUAACGUCGCUUUCUCAAACAAGAUGGCUGUUUUAGCUGGUGAUUUCCUUUUGGGUAGAGCUACGGUGGCUAUCUCAAGGCUUAAAAAUCCUGAAGUUGUUGAACUAAUGUCAAACAGUAUCGCAAACUUGGUAGAGGGUGAAUUUAUGCAACUGAAGAAUAUGGCAGUUGAAGACCAACCUUUAGUGGGUAGUAAAAAUGAUAAGAUCCUGCCUCCACCUAGUAAAAAACUCGAACUGAAAGAGCAUGAUUAUAGGGUAGCAACACCAGAAGCAACUGGUUCUUUUUCACAUGAGGAAGUGAUUAAUAUUGCUUUUGAGUACUACCUACACAAAACCUACUUGAAAACAGCUGCACUAAUAUCUAAAUCCUCUCGUGCAGCAGCGAUAUUAUCUGGAGCCAGAGAUCCAGUGAUAGAAGAAUGUUACAGUUUUGGAAGAAAUAUUGGUAUUUGCUUUCAACUUGUUGAUGAUUUAUUAGAUUUUUCUGUUUCUGCAAAAGACUUGGGUAAACCAGCAGGUGCAGACCUAAAGUUAGGAAUUGCAACUGCUCCAGUGCUAUUUGCUUGGAAAGAAGACCCAUCACUUGGACCACUCAUUAAGAGAAAUUUUUCUGAACCUGGUGAUGUAGAAAAGACUGUUAAGUCGGUUCAAGAUCACGAUGGUGUAGGUAAAACCAUGGAAUUUGCCAAAGAAUACAGAAAUAAGGCUCUCCAGAAUUUGAAGAAUGCCCUUCCAGAAUCAGAUUGUAGGUCAGCAUUGGAAUUUUUGACCAACAGUAUUGUGACAAGAAAGAAAUAG
Messenger RNA from Nakaseomyces glabratus, 1416 nucleotides. RefSeq names its product trans-hexaprenyltranstransferase (gene COQ1). Gene Ontology annotation, biological process: isoprenoid biosynthetic process; ubiquinone biosynthetic process. The record is from RefSeq and is a predicted model, not a curated record. Gene Ontology annotation, molecular function: prenyltransferase activity. Gene Ontology annotation, cellular component: transferase complex. Lineage: Eukaryota; Fungi; Ascomycota; Saccharomycetes; Saccharomycetales; Saccharomycetaceae.